This is a messenger RNA of Acanthosepion pharaonis, 909 nucleotides long. Lineage: Eukaryota; Metazoa; Mollusca; Cephalopoda; Sepiida; Sepiidae. The record is from the annotation of a GenBank genome assembly.
AUGUACCCGGGCAAAAGCAUGGGUCUGGAAGUCAUCAGUGAUGACGUCGAAGAGCUGGUGGAGGAACACAGCACCGUGUUGUCUACUGGCGAACUCAAAUUCUUACAGAAGAAGCAACAGAGGGAGAUGCUUGAGGAGAUAUCUUCGGAGGAAGAGGAUGGAAGGGCGAAUGUACCUAGAUCUAUCUAUCUAUCUAUCUAUCUAUCUAUCUAUCUAUUGUGUAGUCGUGUAAUACUCUUCUGUUGUACUUACUGUUUAAUAUAUGAUAUAUCUGUAACACUAAUUUUAUUAUUUCUUAACCAUUUACUUGGUCACAACACUAUCUAUCUAUCUAUCUAUCUAUCUAUCUAUCUAUCUAUCUAUCUAUCUAUCUAUCUAAUUCUGUUAUCUAUCUAUCUAUCUAUCUAUCUAUCUAUCUAUCUAUCUAUCUAUCUAAUUUUGUUAUCUAUCUAUCUAUCUAUCUAUCUAUCUAUCUAUCUAUCUAUCUAUCUAUCUAAUUUUCUUCAAUAUCUAUCUAUCUAUCUAUCUAUCUAUCUAUCUAUCUAUCUAUCUUCUUGGCCGAUGUCCUAUUUAACAAAUAUUUUUUCUUCUAUCUCUCUUUCUAUACUGCUAUUCAUUUCUUCUUCUUCUCUUUCUUCUUCUUCUUCUUCUUCUUCUUCUUCUUCUUCUUCUUCUUCUUCUUCUUCUUCUUCAUCUGCUGCUGCUGCUGCUGCUGUCCACCUUACUUUCCUUGAUCAUUUUCGACUAGUUAUCUCUUCUUCCUGUCGCUUCUCGUUUUCGUAUCAAGAUACAAAAUUAAGGCAAGUGUUAAUGCCAGAAUACAAUGUGUGCCUGGAAGAAAGGUUCUCGCAGUUUGCUGAACAUUAUCUUUAUGUAGAAACCGCGACAGCUAUCCUUCCAACCAAAUAA